Molecule: messenger RNA, 1685 nt
Organism: Aureobasidium pullulans EXF-150
Lineage: Eukaryota; Fungi; Ascomycota; Dothideomycetes; Dothideales; Saccotheciaceae
Exons: 3
Coding region: 144-1373 (409 amino acids)
Biological process (GO): regulation of DNA-templated transcription
Molecular function (GO): zinc ion binding; DNA-binding transcription factor activity, RNA polymerase II-specific
Source: RefSeq, a predicted model, not a curated record
GCCGGCGCUUGCCAGAGCCUUUGAUAUUGAGCUGUGUAGUGUUCCUCACUUGAGCUCUUCCAUUGCCACCUGGAGGUCUACUGGUCCGCUCCUGUCAGGUCGUUGGACCUUGCAUCACUUCGAGUCUGUUCAAAGAAACAGACAUGCCGGAAAUCGAUAUCAAACACGCACCCUCCGACUUCGCAUCAACAUCUCCCACGGACUCUGCUCCUUCGGCGAGUUACUACCCUACACCCACACUACCACACUCAUCAUCUGCCGGAAUUGCAAAGAGACGGAAGAAUUCAAAGGUCAAGAUGAGCCCUAUACUCAAACGCGCUUCGUCAACUCCGCAGUUGAACGGCCUCUCUGUUCAGGAGGCGGGGGGACUCUCUCCCACAGCUCUCGACAAGAGAAGGAACAAGCUAGGCUACCAGCGCAUAUCAAUUGCUUGCUCGCACUGUAGACGCAGAAAGAUCCGCUGCGUUCUGGCUGAGAGCGACGACAUGGGCCGAUGCAACAACUGCAUUCGACUGAAAAAAGAAUGUGUCUUCUAUCCUGUUGAUUCAGCCGGUGGACCUGAAAGUCGCGCGCAAACCAAGGGAUCUAAGGAUUCAUCAGUAAUUUCUAACUCGCCAUCCGAGAUGCAUCCUCCGGGCUCAAAACUAGAACAUGAUCAUGAAACAGGCCGUUUCCCUCAUCUCGCAUCGAAUGCGCCACCGGAAUAUGGCUCUGUCGACCCUGCCACGGGGUUAGGCAUCUCUACAGGCACACCCGUCGCGUCCGAGUUUGCAUUCGCUCGCCCUGGCUAUCCCGCCAUCUACACCAAUGACAUGUCAGGAACCGAGCCCCCAACCCCUGUGCAUUGGAGCUCGUCGCAGAUGGGUGAAUACCCCAACUAUUCCACCACAACAGCCGAACACUCUCCCAACGUAUAUCCUUCUUUCUCUUUCCCGCCGCAAAGAGAUGAGUAUGCUCUCCAGCAGCCUCCGUUGCGAUCCAUGUCGUAUGGACACAUCGAACCCCAGCUCGGGAACUUUGCACCGGCUGCAGCUCCUAUCGAAUACACUAGACCAGGAUCAGCGCAUUACAGUCUGACACCUCUCGACACAGGAGCUCCUCCAGUCUGCACCAUGUCAGAAUCAUCUAUGACACCUGUCACGAGUGAGCCAACCAUGACUCCUAUUGGCAUGUACCCUCCUCAGUGGGGUUUCUAUCAGCACCAGCAACAACCCCCCAUGGGUAUGGACUAUUCGUCUAGACACGACUCUCUGCCCACGCAGUGGUAUCAUCCUCAGCAGCUCGGACCAUCUAUGACAGAGCACGAUUUACAUCACCACCAACAGCACCCCAUGUCCCAUGCUCCCGGAAGCGGAUACUCCAAAAGACCUUAAGCGAAAUUGCUCUUGGACCUAUCAACCACAACUCCGACUACGUUUCGAGGAGCUUCACUUCAAUUUCUAGAUUUAUGGGUUCUUUCUUUCAUUGGGCUUACAUUUGGGCGUUUUCAGCGGUGUAAAAAAUCAGGAUGGGAUAUGUAUCUUAUCAGGCGUUUUCAAGACGUAUCGACAGCACACGACAGGGUGGUCUCUCAAUAGGAGACUUGGAGUUCUGUGUUUUGGGAGGAAUUAAUGGGCCGGGAGAAUCAAUCUGGUGACGGAUUGAUGCACAUACAGUAGUUUGCUUUCUUGUUGGAAUCAGUACAC